GCGCUCGCAACGAGUACGUACAGCAAUGCCCGCGCUCGCCGCUCUCCUACUGUGCGCCGCAGCCUUGGCUGUCGUGGCGACGGCGGCGCCCUCCGACCGGCAGCAAGCUCGCUUCACGGCGCUCAUGCAGCAGGCGCGCAAGUUCAAGUGCCGCGAGCCGCGGCCGCGCGCCGUGCUCUCCACGGAGCUGGUCUACGUGGGCCCUUCGGAGCGCGUGAACCCGCCCUACGCCGUGCUGCACCGCUGCGACGGCGGCGCCGGCUGCUGCGAGAGCCACGACCGCAUCUGCGAUGUGCGGGACGCGCAGGAGGUCACGCUCGUCUUCCUCGUGUCGGACACUGUGCGAGGCGGCUCCGAAUACCGCGAGGCGACGCAUACCAACCACACGCGGUGCCACUGCGUCAGCAAGGAGCCCCAGCCGCCAAAGUAGCAGGAGGUGUCCCCCCCUGCUGCGCCGCCGGUCCCGACGCCCGGGGGCGUCUUCGAAGCACCGGUGUCCACCGGCUCUCAUCGGCCACGCUCUGCCGCAGUGACGUUGAUCACGAUAGUAUUAUCGGCAGGCUUGGCCUCUGCCGGCUGUUGACAAACAGCGAAACUGGGACGCCGACAGCGGGGACGCGUAUGCAGAACAUCUUUCGGGUACAGCUCGACAACAUGUUACAGUCAGUUCCCGACUUGAAAGUGGACCAUUCAUUUGGCAGACGCAAGAGCGAAUCAAAUGCAGAACCGUCCGCGAGUCCAUCGGCGAGCCCUUCUUUCGCGCAUCGCCGGUGCCGCUUCCUUCGUUACUGCGACACUCCAAAGCUUUCUCUACUCUAGUCCUGCUGACAGUGUAACUGUGCAGUGAAAGUGUUACUGAAUUGUUGUGCUCAAUGUGUUUAUGUAGGUGUAAGUGAAUAUGUCUUUGCAAAGCCUCUCUCGCGAAAGUACCGUCCACCUUUCUACGAUAAGGUUUCUGUCACAUUACUGUUUCCCCUGAUGCUGCACGACUGCUGCAACGCAGGUAUGACAAAGACUGCUUUAUUUCCAAAGAUCUUUCUCAUUAGGCAGAUUAGGCAUACUGCCUUAGGGAAAGAGUGACCGUCUUGUAAAAAAUGUUAUUAUGUAUUUUGGCUUCAGCCCACACAAAUGGUAUCGUCAGCGGUUUUGACUCAUCACCAAGACAUCAUUAGAUUACCUGAAUGCGGUACAUAGUAAUUCGUCACCAGUACUGAGUUACUAUACAACGUUUUCAAAUCAUUUGAUCAUGACUUGGUAAUAAGUAGAAAUCUUUAACGAUCCGACAUGUGUGACCUUUAGCUGUCUUGUUAGUUAGUUUACAAAUCGAUUACUGAAACUCUCGAUGCAACAAGUGUUACAUAUGUUGUUGUUGUUUCUGUGGUCUUCUGAAGACUGGUUCGUGAUAAAGUUUAGUAAUUUCAAGGCUCAAAUUCUAAAUACGUAUCUCGGAAAGUGAAUAUUAUGUCAUAAAUAAAUAUCGGAAUCAGUAUUAUUUAGGAACAGUAGCAAAAAAGAUAUUUGCAGUCGCUAAUAUUUGUUAUGAAUGAAAUGCCGAGUUUGCACUAUGAACUCCAGGAAAAGCAAUAUUAUAUAUUGUAGGGUUCCAGUAUGUCGAUGCAAUUUGCGAAGAAGAAUGCCGAAUGUCUUUCAAGGCACUUUUUGUGCUCGCUCAAUGUAAAUGUUAAUGCUCCAUGUAUUUUAGAUGUAGUAAGUUAUGUAAUGUUAUCAUAUCAUACUUGCCCUAGUCUGUUAUAAUUUGACAUUCCAGUAUAAAACACAUGUAAAGUUAUUUAUUAUUGCUUGUAUUUAUUUUAUUUAUACUUAUUUAUUAAAAAGAAAGACCAUUUAUUUGGGAGAGGUAAUUUAUUUUUUUAAACAUUGCCAUUAUCAAUUAACCCGUCAUUUGCCAGUAUCAGCUUUACUGAAAAUUUGUAUAAAACUUCUGCGGUGGAAACUAUACUACUGUACAACAAAUUUAGCACGAGAAUAAUAACAAGCACUAUUAUAAAAUACUUUGUCGUAUUUAUUGUAUUUUGAGGUUUAUCCUUUGAUUUCAAUGCAUCACCAAAAACCAUCUGUUCCAUAUGAAUUUACAAAUGAGUGUGUUUCUUGUGUUGUGGUCUUCUACAAAAACCAUGGAGAGUAUUAUUCUCUACUGAGUAUUAAUGCUAAAGCAGAUAUAAAGUUAUUCAAUGCUCUAUGAGAUAUAAAAUUAUUCGUGUUCUGUAGCUUUCAAUUUUAUAGAACUCACGUCUGACUUAAAUUAGCCGAAUAAUUUUCUGGUCUCAUUAUCUGGUUGUUGAAUGUCUCCACGUCGGCGUCGUGUUGAUAAGUAGUGUGACACGUGCCAAUGACCUGGAACAAUUAUUGGAGGGCGGGAAGAAGUAUCUCGAGAUAAGCCACUUAUCACAGCUUAACGCAGAAACACUACACUCUAUUAAAAUAUUUCCAUAGCAACACGAUACGGUACGCAAGAAAUUCCUUUGCAGCGCACUUAUCUUAAAGCAAUUGACAGCGUGCUGUUCCUUCACGUUUUUUGCCUCGAAGCUCCUUGAAGGUCAGGAGAAGAGCUCACGUGCCAACGUAAACAGUAAUUGAGAACCAGGAAUAUGAUAUAAACAGUCCUCAGACGGAGGUAAUUACGAGUAUUCAGAAGAACCACAGCUGAUGUAAGACAACAUAGAAAACAAACGCUGCACUUAAAAUCCAUACCUGGAAUUAGAGGUAAUAGACAAUUCCAUCUGAGGAUGAGAGCAUGGCUAUU
Molecule: messenger RNA, 2764 nt
Organism: Schistocerca cancellata (South American locust)
Lineage: Eukaryota; Metazoa; Arthropoda; Insecta; Orthoptera; Acrididae
Exons: 1
Coding region: 26-430 (134 amino acids)
Biological process (GO): hemocyte migration
Cellular component (GO): membrane
Molecular function (GO): growth factor activity
Source: RefSeq, a predicted model, not a curated record